UAUCACGCACGCCGGGUACGACGCGGCAGUUCGCACUUCGCCGCGACCUCAGUAGAUAGCGCGCUCUAGGUGCGCGCACGCGUGCGCCUGUCCGCGCACUCCUCGCGCCUCCGUCCGCGUCCUCUCGAGCCCGGCCCUAGCCGGGAAUGGAGGCCUGUUGCGCGAUCACAGCUGCCGAGGACCUUGUGGGCGACCAGAUUGUCCCGGGUGGCGGUCGCUGCACUACUCCUCACGCCGCCGGCUUUCUUGACUCCUGGUUUCAGAUGCAGACUUCUGAGCUCGAAUCGUUGCUCUGCAAGCAAGAGGGGGCUUCGCUCGCAACUGCUCCCAUGGACCUCUUUGAUGGCGGCACCUCCUCCCGCGACGAUGCUUUCCUCCGCCCGGCUCUGUGGGAGGACAUCGCCUCUUCUAUUAGGAACAUUGACCCUGAAAACGCGAAUAUGCUCGCACCUCUUGGGGCAACACAUGUUAAGCUCGAAACAGACGAUCCGUUACUUGAAGAAUGCGCCACACCACUACUUAGUCCGUUGGAAAUCAAGACGGAGAGAUUAUGUAUACCUCUAUCAUAUGCACAGCAGCAGGGACAUCCGCAUCAGAAUCACCAGCAGCCAAGCUCGUCUUACUCCAAGUACCCACCAUCGAGGCUCGUGUAUAUGUCGCCUCUGACACCACCUGGUUCAGACCAGGGUAGUCCAGGAAACACUAUCCAGGGUGGACCACGCCGUACCCCUCCGCCGCCGUAUCACGCGGCACCCUUGCUGCGUGCACCAGUUCUUCCUCAUCAUCAAACUACGCACACACAGCAUCAUCCAUCGGCAAUGCCCCAAAUGCAAAUGGUGCCACAGCCUCAUCAACCUGCCCACCAACAUAAUAUUUCCAUUCCUCACUCCAGACUACCACACACUACACCUAUUAAAUACAACAGACGGAACAAUCCGGAACUGGAGAAGAGGCGUGUUCAUCAUUGUGAUUUUCUAGGUUGUUCGAAAGUAUAUACUAAAAGUUCACACCUGAAAGCGCAUCAAAGGAUACACACAGGAGAAAAGCCAUACACUUGCCAAUGGCCUGAGUGUGAAUGGAGGUUCGCUCGUUCGGACGAACUAACGCGCCACUAUCGAAAGCAUACUGGAGCGAAACCCUUCAAGUGCGCCGUGUGUGAACGCUCCUUCGCCAGAUCGGAUCAUCUUGCUUUACACAUGAAACGACACUUGCCCAAGUCGUCCAAAUGACACGCAAGAAGAGGCGUAGAGCAAGCGCCUGCGCCUCACACCACUCAGGAACAAUCGAAUGAAAGUGUUUUUCUGGAAUGCGAUCUUGAAGCGAGCCUGAUAGAUACCCUAUACAGCGUGCUUUAAUUCAGUUUUAAUGCUAAAAUUGAUGUGAAAUUACGCAAUCUUAAGUCUACUAGCUAUAUUAUUCUCUAGAAUUUAGAUGAGUACAAAUAAAUGUAUAUUAGCAGAUGAGCUUUGAUAGUCGGUUCAAAAUAUUUUAUUAUUAGUGAAGUGACUGUGGACUAUGCACGUGGGAAGAAUUAGUUUUAAUGAACUGCAUCAUUUUGAUGGUUAUCUUAACGGUAUUAUAUAUUUAUAUUACUUUUAUUGAUUAUUUGUACUUAGUUUGUUUAUAUAAUUGGUUUAUAUAAUAAAACACCAUAAAUAAUUACCAAGGAAAUCGCUUUACAUAUCUUAAUGUUUAUUUAAUAUUUGUAAAUUGUUAAAAAGGUAGAAUGGCUGUCUGA
Leptidea sinapis is the source of this 1738-nucleotide messenger RNA. Its product is annotated as dendritic arbor reduction protein 1-like. Gene Ontology annotation, biological process: regulation of transcription by RNA polymerase II. The coding region runs from base 147 to 1229 and encodes 360 amino acids. Gene Ontology annotation, molecular function: DNA-binding transcription factor activity, RNA polymerase II-specific; RNA polymerase II cis-regulatory region sequence-specific DNA binding. Lineage: Eukaryota; Metazoa; Arthropoda; Insecta; Lepidoptera; Pieridae. The record is from RefSeq and is a predicted model, not a curated record. The transcript is spliced from 8 exons.